AUGUCAACGGAAGCGGCGGACGGGCGAGCGUCGUCGUCGGACGAGCGGGAGGACGAGUCGGGCGGCGAGCAAAACGCAGCGGGUAGGAAAGCCGCAGGCGGCGCCAUCCUGGAGGGCAAACGCGCCAAGAAGUGCGUGGAGCGACUCUUCGUCGCCGUGCCCGUGGUCAAAGAGAAGCUGACGAUCGCGCAAGGAAGCGGUGACAAGCUGGGCGACAUCCCGCGCAUCAACUUCCAGAUCGCGAAACUCAAGCCAGAAAACCUGAAGCCGCUUCACACCAUCUUGUUCGAACGGCCAGGGACGAUGGCGCGCGUCCGGAAAAACUUGCGCCUCUUCAGCGGCUUCCCCUUCGACGCCGGCAGCGACCAAUACGUCAAGAGGACGGACAAACUUCUCAAGAACGUAUACUGGACCAACGCCAGGCUCAAGCUGGUUUGUCAGAUUUUGGACCUAGAAAAGAAAGGCGUGCGGUCGGAAAUUGUGGACAGGAUCAUGAGCUUCCUCCUGGCGCCCAAAAAAAGCGGAAAGCCUCUUCCCAUCAAGAAGAAGAAGAAGCAGCCACCCAAGAAGAAGACGACCACCGUCUCCAAAAAGUCCAAUGUGGCCAGCGAGUCCAAAGCCGAGUCCAAAGACCAAGAUGAAGACGAGUUGUCUGUUAACGAAGAGGAGGAAGAGGAGGAGGAGCAGGACAACAACGAGACACGUGUCUUGCAACUCGUACAAUGGCUGAAUCUCACACGGUUGUCACGUCUCCGUCAGGCGAGCGAACCGCCGUCCAAGAAACGCCCCAGAGCGGAGAAGACUUCGCCCCAGAGGAAGCGGCCCAAGAAGGUAAAAACCGUCCGAGACCGUCGAGGGCUUCUUUGUGACUCGCUCCCCGUCGGUCAGAAUCCCGACGCCGCGUCCCAAAGCGGCGACGACGCGGACGUGACGCCCGGUGACGAGCGGCUGACGGAGACGGUGCGCGCGCUCCUCAAAGACGCCGACCUGGAGAAGACCACCAUGAAGCAGAUCUGCCAGCUGGUGUUCCGGGCGUAUCCCGGUCACGACCUGAGCGACAGGAAGGACUUCAUCAAGGGGGCCGUCAAGCGUCUCAUCGCAUGA
Molecule: messenger RNA, 1104 nt
Organism: Nerophis lumbriciformis (worm pipefish)
Lineage: Eukaryota; Metazoa; Chordata; Actinopteri; Syngnathiformes; Syngnathidae
Source: RefSeq, a predicted model, not a curated record